UAAUUAUGCAACGCAGUGAUACUCGGCGACUAUUGCCUUUGUGUACCGGGGUCCUAUUUACAUAAAAUGGCCACGCCCCCAUUGCUACGAAAUGAUCAAGACAUUAGUGAGAGAACGCAAAAAAAUCAGUUAUGCAAGGGUGCUACAGAACAUUGCUACUACGCUCUUGAUCAUUGACGUCUUGGGCAAAGACUAGAAAAUCUCUAGCUCUAGUACUGAGUGUUCCCCAGUUCCAGCAGUCCACUCAGUAGAGCUAGAAAAUACCUAGACCCGUGAACGUGGCGUUGUAUACAACGCCAUGUUCACGGGUCUAGAAAAUACCAUUAACCAUAGAGCAACAAGAUUUGAAACUUUGUGUGGCGGUCGUAUGUACUAGUGAAGUGAAACUAGCCUGACUCAAAAAUGGAACAAGCUGAGUAUUAUCAACACUGCCCCAGAAGCAAGUUGGGUAUGGACAUCUUCCUGUCGCAACACAAAGGCUUCCUGGGGAGCAUCAAGACAAGACCAGGGGACUUCAGGGUCACGGAAAUCGACUUAUCCGGAAAGCCGGUCCAGCUGGAGAAGAGUGGGGACUUCCAAGGUCUGCCUUCCGCGCCUUGUCACGUCAAAGCAAAGGAAGGCCGUUCUGAUGGAGAUGGGAGUAAAAUCGGUGGCAACUCUUCGUGUAGAAUUCCAGACGGACUGAGCGUUUCAUCCAAGAUAGUAGGCUCGACUUCAUUCGACGACCUGACAGAACUAGAGAGCUUGACGCCAAUCUUUGUCGGUAUCAUUGGAGUACAAGUUAUGGAGGAUCUGGGAGUUUUCUCGGAGCGAGAACUCCGACUGAAUGACCCCUCGUCGAAGACAACAGUGAGAACUAGUGAUCCCGUGCAUGGGCCUGUGAAUUCCCAGAAUUCGCUCGCCGAAGAUGGCGAUACUUCGCAGGAGAAAUGUUUCUGCAUUGGAGUUGUGCAAGACAAGGAGGCGAGGACGUUUGUUCAUAAGGCCGUCCAGUGUCUUUUCCCUCAUCUUAAGACGUCAACAUCCAAACUCCCUGACGACACUUCCAAGUCGGUAAGCGUCAGCACCAACCCAACGUACUGGGACUUUCGGAACUUACUCGAGGAUCUUCAAGUAGGGAAACUGAUCAGAUUCGCCGGGUCAAAGUUCUCCACACGGACAUUCUCCAUUGAUGCAGAAGGAACGGACUCCAAGGAAACAAGAACAGCGAUCCACAGACUGAUUUCAAAACAUUUCGGAAAGUUCUUGGAAACGAAGACAUGUCGGACGGCUUCCGGUAAGCAGGAAGUUGUGGUGCGUUUCCGGGAAAAGUUUGCUCGGAAGGACAGCAGAGGAGUGAAGAGGAAAGCUGACGCAACAGAGACAGAAGGAUCUGGUGAUGUGUUCACUGGUUUUACACUGAAGAAGAGCAACUUGGAAACCUUAGAUGCUCUCCAGAAACUUGCCCGAGUCUUGCGGGUCCAGCCGUCUGACUUCAGUUAUGCCGGAGUGAAGGAUAAGAAGGCUGUCACUCUUCAGUCGGUAGCUGUCAAAGGCAUCAAUUCAAAAAGAUUAGAGCAGCUGAUCAACGUUGCGAAUCUUCCUGGCAUCACUGUCGGCAACAUCCAUCCCCGCAUCGCGCCCAUUCAUGUUGGAGAUCUGACUGGCAAUCUCUUUGACAUCCUCAUCCGUGAUAUCCGUCACCGUGGUGAUGGAGAACCCAUCGGGGAAAAUCGUGGAGUAGAGGGAGCUCUCUUGAAGGAGGAACUAGACACUUGCUUUGCUUCUGUGAAGGAGAAAGGGUUCAUGAAUUACUUUGGAGAGCAGCGAUUCGGUCUUUUACAGGAUGGGAAGAGCCAAUCAGCCGCCAUUGGUCAGUCCAUUCUGUCUGGGAAAUAUCAAGAUGCAGUUAACCAAAUACUCGCCCCUGAGGAAGACAAGGACGAUCCCGUCAACCGAGCCAAGCGCCACUUCCUCCAGACUCGAAACGCCAAGGAGGCCCUGGCCCUCAUGCCCAGGCACAAGACCCGCGAGUGCCUCGUUCUCAGGGCCCUGCACCGGCAUGGCCUGGACAGAGACGGCUGCAUGAGGGCGCUUCUCUGCAUCCCGCACGCCAUGCGGCAGUUCUACGCGCACGCCUUCUGCAGUCUGGUCUGGAAUCACAUGGCCAGCGUGAGACUGCGACUGUACGGAUACCGGGUUGUGGCCGGGGACUUGGUGUUGAUGGGAGACGAGAAGCGGGGUGCCAGGGACAAGAUUCAAGAAGUUAGUGAAGACGACGUGAAAGCUGGCAUCUUCUCCAUCCAGGAUGUAGUCCUUCCGUUGCCCGGUAACAACAUCCGGUAUCCCAGCAACAGGAUGGGAGAUGCAUACACCAAGUACCUGGAGGGGGCGGGCUUGGGUUCUUGCAAGUACCGCCCGACCGAACUUCAGUUGAACAUACCGGGGGAUUACCGGCGACUGAUUGAGUGGCCUAAGGAACUUCGCUGGGAUUUAGAGCAUAUACGAGACGACGAUGAAAUCCAGACAAAUCUUGUGCCAGACAAGUUGGGGAUGGAUUGUGAAGUGGACUCUAAAGAAGACAGAGAGUGUCUCGGUGAUGAAAGAGCUACAUUAAAUUUUCAUGAAGUUAAUUUAAAAUGUUCCAAUGAUUCGUCAGAGAUUGACGGACAAAAUCCCCCAGAAUCAAACAAUGAUGACAUUUCUUUGAGAUCUGAAUUGAGCAGCUCAGAAUUGGAUGAGGGGAACAGUCCAAGUGACCGACAGGCAACAGGGGUGAAUUUAAGGGUCAAAUUCAGGUUGGCAUCUUCAACCUAUGCCACCGUUUUUCUGAGGGAGUUGAUGAAAAAAUAUAGUGCGGUGGCUUCAACCAUGCUCCAACAGAAACAAGAUGAGCAAGGCAAUUAACAUUGACAAUGACGAAAGUAUUCUCUGGAAGGAUGAUGUCAGGUUUACAAAGGAGUUCUUUCAGAAACCUUUUGUAUUUGCAACUUCAGUUUCAUAAUUUCACAACUAAAACCAAACAGAAGUACAUAUGCCGCGUUUGUAUUAAAAGUGCUCACUAAAUUUUUUUUAUUUCCAAUUCGUAAUAUAUUUACAAAAGCCAAAAUACAAAAUUUCCCUUCAUAUUUUGUCUAGCUUUGACUCAAAUUGGAAAUAGUUUCAAAAAUGACACAAAUUCUAUUUAAAAUACUUAAGGCCGGUUCAUACUCAGCGCGAAAAAUGCGAAUGCAAACUUCUGACGUCACGGCAAGCUUUCGCACUGGGAUUUCGCAAAAGUUGAUCACAUUUCAACUCCGAAUUUUGCAGCGAAAUGUUUCAUGACGUCAAAUUUGUUUCGCAUUUGCAUGAAGUGCAUUUUGUAUGAACCGGCCUUAACACAUUGGUACUCAAGUAUU
This is a messenger RNA of Patiria miniata (bat star), 3377 nucleotides long. Its product is annotated as pseudouridylate synthase 7 homolog-like protein. Gene Ontology annotation, molecular function: pseudouridine synthase activity; RNA binding. The record is from RefSeq and is a predicted model, not a curated record. The transcript is spliced from 7 exons. NCBI's taxonomy places the organism in Eukaryota, Metazoa, Echinodermata, Asteroidea, Valvatida, Asterinidae. Gene Ontology annotation, biological process: pseudouridine synthesis. Gene Ontology annotation, cellular component: nucleus. The coding region runs from base 403 to 2886 and encodes 827 amino acids.